AAUAAUUCUCAUUACACUCGAUCUUUAUCUCUGAAUGCAGUAGCAAGAGUACCGGGCGUCGAAAUCAAAAACCCUCGGCGCCAAAACCGGUGGGUUUUAAUUUGGGCUCCUCGGACGGAAGAGGAAGCGGUCGGCCAUGGCGAAGCUGGAGCAGCAGCUUCUCGCGAUGGGCUUCCCGGAGGAACUGUCCCGCCAAGCGCUGAUCGCCACCGGAGACGAUGUAGCUAAAGCCACUGAAUGGAUACUUGCCUGCACCGAUGGCCAUAAAGCUUCCCAGGAUUCCGGUGAUUCUAUCCCCGUUUCUUCCUCAACCUCCCCCUUCCAGCCCAAAAUCAAUCGGUUCUUCCAAUCACAGUCAAAACCCUCUUCCGGCAAGGCCCAUCACGAGGAAGAAGUGAUUGUAGACGACAAUACCCCCCAAUCACACCGUUUCUCGAAACGGCCCAAAUUGUCCGCACACCCUGAAGACGAAAACAAAGCGCCGGCUAGAACCAUCCCUCAGGAGCCCUUAUCGGAGCGGAUGAGACCUCGGACUCUGGACGAGGUGGUGGGACAGGAACAUUUACUGGGUCCCACUUCUGUCCUGAAAUCCGCCAUUGAUUGUGGAUGUAUACCCUCUAUCCUUCUAUGGGGUCCACCCGGCACCGGAAAGACAUCCAUCGCCAGAGCCAUGCUCAACUCCUGUCUCUCCUCCUCCCCCUCUGUUGCCGGCACCUACAGAUUCGUCUCCCUCUCUGCAGUGACUGCAGGUGUUAAGGAUGUCCGUGAAGCAGUUGACGAGGCCAAGAAACUAAAGAAACUGUCCAAGAAGAGAACCAUUCUCUUCAUGGAUGAGGUCCACAGGUUCAACAAAGCCCAACAAGAUUCCUUUCUGCCCGCUAUAGAAGAUGGGAGUGUGGUGUUCAUGGGAGCCACCACAGAGAACCCGUCUUUCCAUUUGACCACUCCACUGUUGUCUCGGUGCCGAGUGUUGACUCUAAAUGCGUUAAAGCCUGAGCAUCUGAGCACCCUCCUCAGGCGGGCCGUGGAGGAUCCCUGCAAAGGAUUGGUGUGCGGCAUGGGCCCACAAGGGCCAAAGGUCGAGGUGAAGGAUGAUGCUAUCGAGUUCCUCUCAAUUCAAUGUGAUGGAGACGCUAGGGUUGCAUUGAAUGUUCUAGAAAUCUCUGCAACAACGGCAUUGUCUCGGUCGAGACUGCCUCUAGUACCAAACAUGUCUUUGGGUUUGACCGUGACAGUGGAUGAUGUGAAGGAAGCGUUGCAAUGUAAACACUUGGCAUACGAUAGAGGGGGGGACGAACACUAUAAUCUCAUCAGCGCCCUCCACAAAUCAAUGAGAGGGAACGAUGCAAACGCCUCCGUUUAUUGGCUAGCGAGAAUGCUAGAAGGCGGGGAGAACCCCUUAUACAUUGCCCGGCGUUUGGUGCGGUUCGCCAGUGAGGAUGUGGGCUUAGCAGAUCCGAACGCCCUUUGCCAGGCAGUAGCAUGCUACCAAGCUUGCCACUUCCUUGGCAUGCCUGAGUGCAACGUGAACCUUGCUCAAUGUGCAGUUUAUUUGGCAUUGGCCCCAAAGUCGGUUGCGGUUUACAAGGCAUUGGGGGAAGCACUGAGGGUGGUGAGGGAGUCCGUGGGGCAGAAUGAAGGGGUGCCUCUUCAUUUGAGGAAUGCACCCACCAAGCUAAUGAAGGAUCUUGGUUAUGGGAAGGACUAUAUUUAUACACCUGACAAUCCUGAUGCCCCACAGACCUUUUUGCCACCCUCUCUUCAAGGUUAUAAGUUCCUGCACCUGCCAAAGUUUGGUUCUGAUAAUCAAUUUUGAAUCAACUCCACACUUAUGAAGGAUUCCAGUAUGCCUCCUCUAUCGCAGCAAGAGAUGCUUGUAUCAUUUUGGUUCUUUUUGCCUCUUGUUGAAUCAAUUAUGUUGCAACUUGUCCUGUCUUUGUAAAAAACCAUAAUUGGUCUCACACUGAUCUUUUGGUCCUCGAACAAAAUGUUUCAAGGAGUAACACUUCAGCCUUCAUAUCUAUUUAUUAAAUUAAGAGUAGAGUUAUUCUUACUCUACUGUUAUAUCGUA
Molecule: messenger RNA, 2071 nt
Organism: Cuscuta europaea
Lineage: Eukaryota; Viridiplantae; Streptophyta; Magnoliopsida; Solanales; Convolvulaceae
Source: the annotation of a GenBank genome assembly